Molecule: messenger RNA, 3313 nt
Organism: Physcomitrium patens
Lineage: Eukaryota; Viridiplantae; Streptophyta; Bryopsida; Funariales; Funariaceae
Product: sulfate transporter 4.1, chloroplastic
Biological process (GO): sulfate transmembrane transport
Cellular component (GO): membrane
Molecular function (GO): secondary active sulfate transmembrane transporter activity
Source: RefSeq, a predicted model, not a curated record
ACGUCUAUUGUCGCUUCCGAAUCUCACCUCGGGCUACUCCGAAUAUUAUUGUUUGACCACGUUCAAUGCACCUGGAAGUCUCAUCUUCAUGAACAGAAUAUACUCCCUCCCGCAGUGUCUUGUGCUGCAGACACAAAUCUGUUUGCGGUUUACAGUUUUCUCAUAGCUGCACGCUAAGGCCUACGUAGCAUGCCAUGAGUUGUAUUGAUUAAUUCUCGAUUUGCGCUUUUCUUGGUAGUAAGUAGAGUCGUUUUGUUGUCGUUGUAGGUCAAUCUUUUGACUGUCGAGCAGCAAUCAUGUUUAGAUUGGGGCUGGAAGCAGCUCCUGCAACAGUAGAUUUAGAAUUCCUCUCUUGCUUAUCUGAGUUGUGAAACGAGGUUGAGAGAAAUUUUGGAUGAGGGUAAGGCAGGUUUCGCUGCAAGAGAGACGCAACCUUGCUGGAGUGGAGGGUUGGAUUUGUGGAGAAUUAACUCUAGUUGGUUGUAGGUUCCUUCAGUCAUGUCGGAGUGUAGGUGAAUUGGGCUCUUUGCACAAUGCACUGUUUCUUGAUUUAAGGCUUCAAUUGAUUGGGGUUACGGUUGAAGCGCCGCGAUUGUGCGGAGUUGAGGUUUCUGAGAGAGGAGGAUUAUCUAGCCAUGAUGAGCUCGAGGUCGUAACCCCUCUGACUCGUCUGAUCUUGAGGUUAGUGACUGGUUAGUCAAAAUUUUCUACGAACUAGCAGACUUUGUUUUAACGUUGUUGCAGACAUAGUACUCCCGAUCGUAGCUAUUUCCAUCGUGUAAUUGGUAAGCUCGGAGAAGGUCUAUGAAACUAGAGGCACAGAGAAUCCCAGUACAGAGUCAAGUGUGUAGUUGCUAGCACACAAUGUAUGCUUCGGGGAGUGCCGUUGACAUCACCGCCUUAUCAUCGUCAGGCUCAGAUCAAGAGCCGAAGAGGCAGCCAGAAAGUUCCAGCAAUGUUACCUUCAGGAAUGUGAAAAUUCUACCUGUCUCGCAAUUGGGUUCAUCGCAUGCGCAUGGCCUGUAUUCGCCUUCUGCCCCUGUUUCCACCACAAGGCAUGGCAGGGUGAGUAGUUUACUAGGAGUUGGCCAACAGAGGACAUGGCUGGAAAGAUUGUUGCCCUCACUAGUGUGGAUGAGGGCUUACGAUUGGCGCGAUCACUUGAAAGCGGACGUGGUUGCUGGGAUUACCGUGGGCACUAUGCUUGUUCCACAGGCAAUGUCCUACGCAAAGCUUGCUGGACUCCACCCUAUUUAUGGUCUUUAUUCAGGAUUUAUUCCCAUAUUUACGUAUGCAUUCUUCGGUUCUUCUAGACAACUUGCUAUUGGUCCCGUAGCUUUGGUGUCACUGUUGGUGACAAAUGGAUUAUCACCUUUUGUGGAUCGUUCCGAAGAAGGUGCUGAUGAAAAAUAUACUGAGCUUGCAAUUCUGCUUGCACUUAUGGUUGGACUGUUGGAGUGCGCCAUGGGCUUAGCCAGAUUAGGUUGGCUCAUACGGUUCAUCAGUCACUCGAUUAUUUCAGGGUUCACGACAGGGGCGGCGAUUAUCAUUGGAUUUUCACAAAUCAAGGAUUUUCUAGGGUACGAAGUCACUACCGGCAGCAAGUUCAUUCCUCUUGUUCGAAGUAUUAUUGCUGGUUGGUCGCAGUUCAAAUGGCAAUCGUUCGUUAUGGGUUGCUUCUUCCUCGCGGUUCUCCUUGUUAUGAAGCAUCUAGGCAAAACCUACAAGCACUUGCAAAUGCUCCGUGUAGCAGGGCCUCUGACCGCUGUCGUUUGUGGCACCGUUUUCGUCAAGCUAUACCAUCCUCAAUCAAUAAGCGUGGUUGGUCAAAUACCGCAAGGGCUUCCGGGAUUCUCUUUGAACUAUCGUUUCUCAUAUGCUGUUCAACUAAUGCCUACAGCAGCUCUUAUAUGUGGUGUUGCUAUCCUGGAGUCGGUAGGAAUUGCUAAAGCUUUGGCAGCUAAAAAUGGUUAUGAGAUUGAUUCUAACCAAGAGCUUUUUGGACUAGGAGUGGCCAACUUGCUUGGCUCUGCGUUCUCUGCGUAUCCUACCACAGGAUCUUUUUCCAGGUCUGCUGUUAUGCAGGAAACUGGUGCCAAAACCGGAUUUUCAGGUCUCUUUAUGGGCCUGCUCGGUACUUCGUCCCUACUUUUCCUCACACCUCUUUUUGCAGACAUUCCGCAGUGUGCACUGGCUGCUAUUGUCAUAUCUGCUGUUGUUGGUCUGGUUGAUUAUGAUGAGGCAAUAUUUUUGUGGCGAGUGGACAAGAAGGACUUUCUUCUCUGGCUUUCUACUAGUACUUUAACGCUUUUUCUUGGCAUUGAGGUUGGCGUUUUAGUUGGGGUGGGUGUGUCGCUUGUUUUUGUCAUCUACGAGACGGCCAAUCCUCACAUGGCUGUCCUCGGCCGAUUGCCGGGUACCACUGUGUACCGCAACGUACUACAGUAUCCUGAUGCAUUCAUCUACCAUGGUAUUGUCAUCCUUCGAAUUGACUCUCCAAUAUACUUCGCCAACAUAACUUUUAUCAAAGAAAGGUUGCGGGAGUUCGAACUUCAUACUGGGGUUUCAGCAAACAAGGGCUAUGAUGUGGGUCGCAUCAAGUUCCUCAUCAUCGAGAUGUCUCCGGUGACAUAUAUCGACUCCACUGGUAUUCACGCCAUCAAGGAAAUUUACCACGAGUAUAAAUCCCGUCAAAUUCAGAUGGCGCUUUGUAACCCAAGUCCCAGAGUAAUGGAAACCCUAGCCAAGGCAGAGAUUCCUGACCUGAUUGGCGAAUCGUGGUACUUUGUCAGAGUUCACGACGCUGUUCAAGUCUGCCUAUCACAUCUACAGGCUGAGCACCCUCCUGAAGAGAAUGAUUCCCCCCAAGUUCUCAAUAGAUCCAGUCACGAACGAAGUGGCAAUCAUGCCCCUUGGAGACAUGAAGCCUUACGGUCGGAUCCAGAGCGGUCAUCACUAAUCUCAUCUGUUGAUGGUGCAGUGUAGCAGUACAAUCUACAAGCUAUCUACUGAGACACUUGGGUGGCCAAAGUCCCGAAGUGAAUCAAUCAUUUCUCUCUACACGAACCAUUCAGAACAAGCUUUUGAUUCCUCACUUAAUGCUAGUAGGUAAAGGAUUCCUGGACAGAAUUUUGAGCUGUGAAGUGCUCAGUCAAUGGAACUUAUAUUUCAUUGGAAUCACAAAUCAUGUAUCGGUUUAGACAUGAGGAAUUUGAAGUUCCCUUUGAUUCGGUUGAGGCAAAUGAAGUAUGUAAGCUCAAUGAAUUCAUACAAUUCAUCAAAAUUUGGUUUGAGCAGGUCAAUGUGCUCGAUA